Molecule: messenger RNA, 2115 nt
Organism: Orycteropus afer afer
Lineage: Eukaryota; Metazoa; Chordata; Mammalia; Tubulidentata; Orycteropodidae
Gene: TROAP
Product: trophinin associated protein
Exons: 14
Coding region: 1-2115 (704 amino acids)
Source: RefSeq, a predicted model, not a curated record
AUGACCACUCUCCAAGCCACGAAGGAUCCUCUCCUCUGGGAUGUAUCUCCCACUCCUAGCAAGAUUCCUUUGCGCUCGCAGAGACGCCCACCUCUCCCCACGAGCAAGCCCUGCGCCCUGGACCAGAAGAACCAAGAUCCGAAGAGAUUGGUGCAGAAGCCGCCGUUCCGUGUUAAGCAUCCCCUUGUUGACCCAGCAGGAACCAAGCCUAAAGCCACACACCAAACAGAGAAAUCAGAGAGAUUGGUGGGAAGCACUCAGCUUCGAAGCCCCUUGAAGGAGCUCAGGCUUAGUCCUGGAGGACAAAAUGUACAGCCUGAGCCCCCUUUCCUGACAGGGGCUCCAGGGGCCAUAGAGUUUGUGGCUGACCCUGCAGCCCUGGCCACCAUCCUGUCAGGUGAGGGGGUGAAGAGUUGUCAUCUAGGGCGCCAGCUCAGUCUGGCUCAGAGAGUGCUGGUUCGUGGAAGUAAAAGAAGUACUCUCCAGAGGGGCCAGGGUGCCCGAGCCUCUGCAUACUUGGCCCCUAGAACUCCCAACCACCAACUAGAUCCUGCCAGGGCUUCCUGCUUCUCAAGGCUAGAGGGGCCAGGACCCCGUGGCCAGACCUUGUGCCCCCAGAGGCUGGAGACUUUGAUUCCACCUUCAGGAUCAUCCUUUUAUUCUUCCACUCGCCCCAGUUUCCUAGAGUUAAGAAGAGUGACAGGUGGCAGCAAACGGACAUCAUCAAGGCAGGCCUCAGGAUUGCCCCUGGAGACCCCAGCCCAGCCUGCUUCCUCUCUCCCUGAAGGAGAACAUGAAGUUGUCCCUCACUCAGAUGAAGGCAGAGGAGGCCCCCUCGGUCUGGCCCAGAGGGUACCAUUGAGAGAAUCACGCACCAGGGACAGCCAUGACUCCCACCUGACUCUCUCCACUGUCCAGCCCAUGCCUGGCCGCGUGGUGCCACCUACUGUCACCCACCCUUCACCAUUUGGAGGGGCUCAGCGUGUACCUUCUCCCCACCCCUCAGUUCCGACCUCAUAUUCCGUGUUGCGGCGCCUUGCUAUUCGCCCCAAAAUCCAGUUUACACCCAUCCCAUCAGCCCCCAGAGCUCAGCAGGGCCAAUGGGUGAGUGGUCUCUCCCCUCAGUCCUGCCCCGAACCUGAAGAGCCUUUCCUGCCCUGGGAGCAGAUUGCAGUACAGUUAUUUGACCAGGAGAGUUCUACAGGGUUCCAGGAGGAGCCUGCGAAACCUCCUGUGGCUCCUUAUGGACUUCCCCCAAACAGAAUGCCCAACCUUCAGGAGCUGAAAAUGCAGCGCAUCAGUAUCCUGCAGCAGCUGUUGAGACAGGAGGUAGAGGGGCUGGCAGGGGGCAAGUAUGCCCCCCUUAAUGGAGACUCCUCUCUGGAUAUGGAUGAACUUCAUCCCCUGCUGGCUGAAAUUUCUACAACUCUGAAUGCCCUGGAGCAUAAUUCUGGGACUUCGCACCUUCCUGGACUGUUGCAGCACUCUGAGCUUCCAGCACCCUGCCUUCCAGAGGAGUGUGGAGAACCACAGCCCUGCCCUCCAGCAGAGCCAGGGCUCCCAGACUCCUGCCCUAGGAGGAAGUCUGAGAUACCAGAGCCCUCCCCUCAACAACAGCCUGGAGUAACAGAGCCUGGACCCCUUCAACACAGCCCCCAGGAGAAGAAUGGACUCCCAGAGCCCCACCCUAGGGUAGAGCCUGGGGCAUCAGAGGCCUGCCCCGUCGAACCUAGAAGUCCAGAGUCCAUCCAACAGCCCCACAACAAUCAGUGUGCUCCAGUGCCUGCCAGCCUGAUCUCUUCCCAACACUCAUUUUGUGCCAGCCCUCCUAGCCACUCACUCCAGUCUCUGAGGCCCCCACCAGGGCAGUCAGGCCCCAGUAGUCUGGCCCCUCGAACCCUGGCCCUGAGGCAGCGCCUCAAAGCAUGUCUGACUGCCAUCCACUGCUUCCAUGAGGCCCGCCUGGAUGAUGAAUGUGCCUUCUACACCAGUCGAGCCCCUCCCUCAGCUCCCACUCGGGUCUGUACCAACCCUGUGGCUGCGUUACUGGAAUGGCAGGAAGCCCUGUGUUUUAUUCCAGUUGGUUCUGCUGCCUCUCAGGGCUCUCCAUCAUGA